AUAUUCAAAGUUCAAUCAGGUGCGGCAUCGUCACGGCAUUGCUAUGUGGCACUGAAUUUUGCCCCAAUCAUGAUUGAAUUGAAUUGCUAAGAGAUAGUUACAGAACCAUCUAUAAAUGUCAACAAACCUAUACCUCAGUCACCAUUAUGCAAUCCAGCUCCAUCUUGAAUUAUUAAUUAAAUUGCUCUGUGAAUUGUUAUGUGGUUCUCUUUUUUGGGUUUUGAAAGAUGGUAUUGAAGACAGUAGAUCUUUUGAAGAAUGAAAUUCCAUUUGAGGAAGAAUCAGUAGUUUUAUCUGAAGAUGUCAAGACUGGUUUAGUUCUCGUCGACAUCAUCAAUGGCUUCUGCACUAUUGGGGCUGGAAAUCUGGCACCCACAGAGCCCAACAGUCAGAUCAAUGAAAUGAUCAAUGAAUCGGCAAGACUGGCAAAAGUGUUUUGCAACAAGAAAUGGCCAAUUCUUGCAUUUCUUGAUUCCCACCAUCCUGGAAAACUCGAACAUCCCUAUCCUCCUCAUUGCAUCAUUGGCACUGAUGAAUCCAAUUUGGUUCCUGCUCUGAAAUGGUUGCAGAAGGAACCAAAUGUAACGAUAAGGCGAAAAGAUUGCUUCGAUGGAUAUCUGGGUUCAAUGGAAGAGGAUGGUUCUAAUGUGUUUGUGGAUUGGGUGAAAAAUAACCAGAUUAAAACUAUAUUGGUGGUGGGAAUAUGCACAGAUAUAUGCGUUCUGGAUUUUGUUUGCUCCACACUUUCCGCCCGAAACCGAGGCUUUCUCACCCCUCUUGAGGAAGUCAUUGUCUAUUCUGGUGGCUGUGCAACAUUUGAUUUUCCAGUUUCCAUUGCAAGAGACAUUAAAGAUGCCAUAGCUCACCCACAGGAACUGAUGCAUCAUGUAGGUCUAUAUAUGGCUAAAGGAAGAGGAGCUAAGAUCGCAAGAGACGUGUCGUUUUGUGGGCUGGAGAAACCAUGAUUGUAGUAGUAGCAGUUAUUCAAGCCCUAAUGUUUUCACUUCAGGGUUUGUUACCCAGAGCAGAAUGGAUGUGUGUUCAUAGACUCAUGGAAGCUUCAGUAGCUAACUAGAAGGUUGUACUAGUAUGUAUCAUAUCAUCAUGAGAAAAUGGAGUUCAAAAAAAUAUCAUCAUGAGAAUAAUAUGUAAUUUGUGUGUGUGUCAUGAAAGUAAGCACAAACUAGAAUGUCUCUGGGAUUCUAAGGAUGUGUUGUUUGAAAUGGACUGUAUCUGGACCAAUUUCGAAUCUCAUGUUUGAAUGCAAAAGGAUGUUUUCGGA
Messenger RNA from Camellia sinensis, 1282 nucleotides. Its product is annotated as nicotinamidase 1. Lineage: Eukaryota; Viridiplantae; Streptophyta; Magnoliopsida; Ericales; Theaceae. Gene Ontology annotation, molecular function: nicotinamidase activity. Gene Ontology annotation, biological process: pyridine nucleotide salvage. The record is from RefSeq and is a predicted model, not a curated record.